UCGCUUUCUCUCUCUCUCUCUCUCUCUCUCUCUUCAAGCUCCGCACUUCAAAAGAAGUUCCGAGUCCCCCUGAUGCAUGGCUUCCUCCUCCUCUUCUCCCUGCGGCUUAGGCCUCUCUCUCCGGCGCCUCUCCUCCGACCUGCCGCGCCUCCGCCUCCCUCUUGACCCCAAGCCAUCGCCUUCCUCCUCCCUCCCCGGCACCCGCAAGAUCUCCUGCACCGGCACGCGGCGGCGGAUGCAUUUCGCUGUGAACUCGCACAUGGCGACGGAGCCCAAGCCCGCUUUUUCGGAGGACCAGAUGCUUGUAUUUGUUCCGCCGCAUCCCUUAAUCAAGCACUGGGUUUCGGUUCUUAGGAAUGAACAGACUCCCUGUCCCAUUUUCAAAAAUGCAAUGGCUGAGCUGGGGAGGCUACUCAUGUAUGAAGCUUCAAGAGAUUGGUUGCCUACGAUCGCUGGGGAGAUUCAAUCGCCAAUGGGUGUUGCCUCUGUUGAAUUCAUUGAUCCGAGGGAACCUGUGGUGGUUAUUCCAAUCUUAAGAGCUGGUCUUGCUCUUGUUGAAUAUGCAUCAUCAAUCUUGCCAGCAACAAAAACAUAUCAUCUAGGUAUCAGCAGAAAUGAGGAAACACUUCAGCCAACUGUGUAUUUGAACAAGUUGCCUGAUAGAUUAGCCGAUGGUUCUCGAGUAUUUGUGGUAGAUCCGAUGCUGGCAACAGGGGGCACAAUAGUGGCAGCACUUAAUCUCUUGAAGGAACGUGGGGUCAACAGCAAGCAAAUCAAAGUGAUAUCAGCAGUUGCUGCUCCUCCAGCUCUACAAAAGCUCAGUGAAAACUUCCCCGGGCUUCAUGUUUACACCGGAAUCAUUGAUCCAACUGUGAAUGACAAGGGGUUCAUAAUUCCUGGACUUGGAGAUGCAGGUGAUCGCAGCUUUGGUACUUAGAUUCACAUCUACUCAUGGUUUAGCUGAAUAUUGAGUUAUUCAUAUGAAAUUUUGGCAUGGUGUGCAAUUAGAUCAUUCAUUGAGAAAUUUUGCUUGUUGGGUCAAUCAUUGACUUGUACAAGAGGUGCCUAAAUUACAAGGCAGAUUAUUGAUGUGGGCAACAAAAAGGUUGAAAUGUAAAUACCGUAUGAAUAUGUACCAAUUUGGUGCGGGCAAGAUUGUCAUUUUUGCAUCUUGAAUAGUCAUUUAUUAAUGCCAAUUUACAAUACACUUGUUGGUGGGUCAAA
Molecule: messenger RNA, 1224 nt
Organism: Syzygium oleosum
Lineage: Eukaryota; Viridiplantae; Streptophyta; Magnoliopsida; Myrtales; Myrtaceae
Product: uracil phosphoribosyltransferase
Exons: 12
Coding region: 77-937 (286 amino acids)
Biological process (GO): uracil salvage
Molecular function (GO): uracil phosphoribosyltransferase activity
Source: RefSeq, a predicted model, not a curated record